UCGCUCGGCUAAUCGACUGUAAAGAGAUUCAAGUCAAAACUGCUUCAAGGAAGAGAAAUGAGAAGUGCGCAUAUCACGUGAUACCCUGUCACGUGAUGCGGAAUUAGCGUUCUAGUUUGAGGAACUACUCUCCUGCUUGGCAUGUCAAAGAAAUGCAGCAUUCUCACGGAAAACCUUCGAACAUGUCAGCCUCGUCUAUCCUGCACCUUUUCUUCGGAGCGAGCCCCCUGUUGCUCCUUCUGUUCGGGUCGGCUUGGGGAUCCAACACAACCACCCCCCUUGUUAUGUGGCACGGAAUGGGGGACAACUCAAUGGGCUUGGAUCCCAUAAAGAAACUGGUAGAAGAGGAGGUGCCUGGAAUCUACGUUCUGUCACUGAAGAUCGGCAAAACCAUUGCGGAGGACACAGAUAACAGCGUGCUCAUGGAUGUCAAUAAGCAGGUGGCGUUUGUGUGUAAUCAGCUGUCCCAGGACCCCAAACUGAAGGGGGGUUAUAAUGCCAUGGGUUUCUCCCAGGGAGGGCAGUUUCUGAGAGCAGUAGCCCAGCGCUGCCCAUUUCCCCCCAUGAUAAAUCUGAUUACAGUUGGGGGACAGCACCAAGGAGUAUACGGUCUUCCCCACUGUCCAGGUGAGAGCUCGCAUAUCUGUGACUGGAUCCGUGAGAUGCUCAACUACGGGGCCUACACUGACAUUGUACAGAAACAUAUUGUGCAGGCACAGUACUGGCAUGACCCCCUCAACGAGGAGCUGUACAGAACACACAGCCUCUUCCUCGCUGACAUCAACCAAGAGCGGGCAGUGAAUGAGACCUAUAAGAAGAACCUGAAGUCUCUGGACAAGUUUGUGAUGGUGAAGUUCCUGCAAGAUAGUAUAGUCGACCCAGUGGAUUCAGAGUGGUUUGGUUUUCUGAAGCCAGGUCAAGCAAAAGAAACUGAGACUCUUCAGGAAAGCACUCUGUAUAAAGAGGACCGCCUAGGCCUGGCAGAGAUGGACAAGGCAGGGAAGCUGGUGUUCCUGGCUUCAGAUGGAGAUCACCUGCAGUUCAGCAGAGAAUGGUUCAAUGCCAAGCUGGUGCCUUUCCUUCGCUGAAUGCACACAGGGACGCAAACCAACACUGAGACAUACUUGGGAACAAACUCAGGAUCAAGGCAUAUUAUUGUUGCACUAUCUGCCAACCGUGGUAUGCUUGUUUGUAUGUUGAUUGAUUCUUAAAGGGAUCCUAUUGUAUCCGUGUGGUCACACUAGGACUCGGAACCGUACUGUCCUCUUGGGUCUUCACACUUGUUCCUGUAUUCGAUCUGCACUUCGUUGUACGUCGCUCUGGAUAAGAGCCUCUGCUAAAUGCUUUGUAAUGUAAUGUAAGAUUAUACUUGGACAUGCAAGCAGUCCUCAACAUACUCUGAAUUGCACCUCUGUUAAGCAUCCUUACAACUCACACAAAGCACGUUUCCACUGCAUUCCUGUUUCACUGCUGUAAUCAGUCGCGUUAAACUAAAUUUGUCAGCUUGUGAAGAUGAGCGCUCAUCUACCUGAACCUACUGUACACCCACUGUACCUGUGCAUCUAUGUUGUUGCUUUUCUUUUUUUCUUUCAGGCUUUUGGUUUAACUGUCUAGAGAGAUGAAAAAAGAAGAAUGCACUUCUUUUUAAAUUAUUUGACAUUUAUUAAAAACGAUUUUUAAUAAACUUUUUUUUUCAGUUUC
Conger conger (European conger) is the source of this 1701-nucleotide messenger RNA. RefSeq names its product palmitoyl-protein thioesterase 1-like. The record is from RefSeq and is a predicted model, not a curated record. Bases 153 to 1088 code for a protein of 311 amino acids. Lineage: Eukaryota; Metazoa; Chordata; Actinopteri; Anguilliformes; Congridae. Gene Ontology annotation, biological process: protein depalmitoylation; receptor-mediated endocytosis. Gene Ontology annotation, molecular function: palmitoyl-(protein) hydrolase activity. The transcript is spliced from 10 exons. Gene Ontology annotation, cellular component: lysosome.